AUGCCAUUUCAACACUCGAACAGUGCUGCUUCGACGCAGCUUCUCUCAGCACCGACUAGCCAGCUCGCAGCGUCUAGCUUCUCUCCGCUUCCGCCGGUCAUUGCUAAGUCAGCGCUCGCCGAGUCGUCUUCUAGGCCACGCUCCGACUUGCAGACUUCGACCACGCCUUCUGCCCGUAAACAGCAUCACGUCUCGUUCAAGGACGAUCCCGAGCCCUCUGCCAAAAACACAAAGCAUCGCGGCCGCAAUCACCGCGCUUCGCAGUCGAGCUCUCGCCUGGACACCUCCGACCUCAAGGACAGAGCCUCCGAGCAUGGCAGCUCCCGCCACUCCGCCGCCUCUCGCACCUCCUCUCGUCAAAGUCGUAGCGAUGCCAAUGAGCACGAGUCAUCCAGGUCUGUAGCCGGCGACAGUGCUCCCAGCACCUCUUCCCGCAACCGCAGGUCUCGUCAUCGUUCCGAAAAGCGUUCCGAGCGCUCCCACCCUUCGCAACCUCAGUCUGAGCAUGCAACCAAGUCCAACGUCCAAGAUACAGUCUCCUCAAACACCCGCAGUGCACCUUCCGCUAGGUCAGAGGCUUCUGCUUCUCCGCACAAAAGGGAUGUCGGGCCAAGGGAAGCCAGUAGCUCAAGCAGGCGCAGUAGACAGCAAUCCGCUCAAGGCAUCCUUCCAGACCUGCGCAAUCAGGAAGCCUCGCGAUCCGAGGCGGGCAACCGCUCUCAACAUUCAUCUUCCAGCCGUCGAGAUCGCUUUGCCCUCCCCCACGAUGCCCGAAGUAUGCCGGGAGAUCCUUCGACCAGUCGCUCUGGCCGCCAGCUGUUUGAUCCCAGACGCGACGAUCCUGUCAAGUUCGCCUCACAGCAGAGAAGCCAGGGUGAUGCUCGUGCCACUUCUGGUGUCUCUUCUCCUCACACCAACUCAACGCCUUCCUUUCAGCCUCAAAUCCUGAUGCACAGGGAAGCUUCCAACGCUUCGAGCGGUAGCCAUCUCGGUCGCAGCCCCAUCAUCAAAUCGUCUGUGUCCGACAUGGCUUUUACCUCCGCCGUAGAUCCGUCGGACCCUAAGGCUCUCCAGGCGCACAUAGCCGAGGUCAAAAUGGUGUAUAGAUCCUUGUCUGCAAUGGAAGCCAGCCUUCAAGAAGCACAUCAAGCCGAGGUUGAAAGAGCACGUCACUCCAUGGCUGACUAUAUCCCACCAGACCUGCGAGAUCCUUCCUACUGGAUCACCCUGAUCAGCAAACAUCGCCAGGUGGCAGAGUUACACUCUUCCUUCCUCGAGAUGACAUGCCGACCAGAGUUCCCCCGCGAACUCUCAAAGCUUGCCGAAGUUCGUAAUAUGCCCGCACGCUUGUGGCAAACGGCAUUCCAUCUCAUGCUCGAGAGCCUCCGUACCAGCCUCUCCUCGAACCACCAUCUGCAGAGCAACCAGCGCAAGUCUGAACUCCUGGAUCAUCUCACCGAGUUCAUUUACUACGCCUACUCUUUCUACUCCGCCUUGCAAGAAUCUGAGAGGUACAAGAGCAUGCGCAGAGCAUGGAUCGAGAGUCUCGGCGAUCUUUCACGUUAUCGCAUGGCAGUUGCCGGCUUGGCGUCAAGCAUGUCGAUCGAUGGACAAGGUGAUGAGAUUCGCAAUCCGCCGUCCACCGAUCACGAUACCAACUCGCCCGUCGAUGCACGCAUCGAUGAUGACGACAAUGAUGCCGAAUACGACCAAGAUGUUCUAUCAGAUGCCAGCGUAACAGACGAACUUGACGACUCCGUUCAUCGUGCUCGCCAGGAUCCGGGCGAAGAUAGGGUGAAAUCUCGCAAAAGGUCCAAUGCAGACACUCGCAAAAACACACCGCCCGCAAUCGAAGUCGAAAAGGCCAGCAUUGGUACUGCCGCCCUUGGCGAUUGGGAGUGGACCGAGAAGGAGACUUGGCGUCAAACUGCCAAGGGCUGGUACGCCAUGGGUAUCACCGAGACUCCCAACAUUGGAAGGCUUCACCACCACCUCGGUGUACUCAGCCGUGGUGACAACGAUCUCAGGGCUGUCUACCAUCUCACCAAAAGCCUCGUAGCCGCCAAGCCUUUUGCGUCAGCUAGAGAUAGCAUCCUCCUUCUGUUCGAGCAGCAGCGACAGGCUCGUCGAGUGCGGCGAGAUAGUCCCAUCGAGGAGCUCUUCCUCUAUCUGCAUGGCAUCCUCAUCACUCGUGUCCAGCUUGACGACUUUGAGCCAGUCUUUGAUCGGCUAAUGGCAAAGCUUACGAGGCUAGUUGAGAAACAGGGGCCAGCAGGGCUGCCGCAAUCUACGUGGACCAUGAUGGCCGCUAUCAACAUCGCAGGUCUCUUCCAAUACGGCGCCGAAGACUCGGUUCUUGCGGACCUCUUGUUGCAACAGAUGGACAAAUCCGGAGGACGACCGAACAGGACGCAUAGAUCCAAGGCCAGCACCCCAACUGCGAUCAUUGUCAGCUCCAAUACGGCCAAAACCGACGACAACUGUCUGAGUGAGCUGCCCAGAGAUGCGGAAUGGGACGAUCCGAGCGAUGACGAGUCCGAGGCGGGUGAAGACGUCCAGAUGAUUUCCUUGGAAUCAAAGGGCGGCAAUGAUGAGCAGGAGGCAUUGGAGGUGCUGCCUGACAUUCUGGAACGCGCUGCCACGCUCAGUUUCAGCAUGCAAUCGCUCACCUUUGACCUCUUUAGCGCUGAUGCAGCCUUCCGAUCGAAUCCUUACAACACAACCAUUAGCACAUUUCUCAUCUCUCUCUGUCAGUCCAAAAAGGCCUUCCGGAUGCUGGAGCGCUUCAUUCCGUGGCAUCAGUGGCUGCGACAUGUCGAGAAGUCGCUGUCUCUUGUCGAGCGCUCCUGGCCCAAAUGUCUUUCAAGUUCGUACAUCACAGCACAACUGCUGCUGCCAGAAGACUUUUGCCUGCGCGGUAUCCUGGGCUUAUCGCGGCAUCUCUACGAUCGAAAUCUUUGGCGGAACGCUGCAAACGACGGUGCCAUCGCAGCGCCGCAGGGUUUCGACAACGAGGUGGAAGUGCUCGACGCCGAUGAUGCAGAGCUGUACACACGGACCGAGUCCGCCUGGCGCAUCGCGGCUUCUCGCAGAAAGGAAAGCGGCGACGCACCAUCAUCCUUGGACACGGUGCGUGGAUAUCGUCUUGCCUUCGUGGCUAGGAAGCUGGCGAAAGCAGGACGAGGCUUUGACCUGGACACCAAGUCGUCGAUGCUGUCCUUGUCAAAGAUGCUGCUUGCUCGCAUCGCGAGACGCAAAAUGGAAGAGGAACAACUGCAGCUUGAGCGUCGUAUCCAGGAGCUUGCGCUAUACGAUCGCGUUACCAUCACAUCGGUUCCGCGAGCGGGAGAAGAGGGUCAAGGGUCAGACGACGACGACGACGAUGACGACGACGAUUUCGACAGCGACUGGGACUCGGACCCAGACCUGCGGCGUCACGAGGCAACGCUGGGGUUGACGCGCGAAAGCGUCGCCAAAUUCGAAAGUGAAGAGCUAACGGAUGAGAUCAAAGCAUUGCAUGCGCGCCGCUGUUACCUUGAACAGGUGCUCAAGGGCGUCACACGGAGACUGUCAGGACGGUGCUAUGCACCUGCCAAGCCAGGCAAGGCUAGUGAAGUGGGCACGCGCAGGAAGGACGUUGGCGCGCGAGCUGAUGCGUGUGAAAACGUGUUCGCAGGCUACACGGUGCUCGUCGUCGAUACCAAUGUGAUCGUGACUCCUGGGCAAGUGAUCGCGCAGCUGAUCGAGUCACGACGCUGGACGGUGAUCAUCCCUUUGGCGGUCAUCACCGAACUGGACGGCCUGCGGCGCAACGACAACGAGCUGGGACACGAGGCGGAGCGCGCGAUCCAGAUGCUGGAAUUGCGCAUCAAAUCGCAUGCCAAGUACGUCAAAGUGCAGACGAGCCGUGGCAACUACCUGAGCGACCUGUCGUGUCGGUGCGAAGACAUUGAUUUUACCUGGCAAGGCACCACGCCGCCCGCACCCGCACCCGCUUCCGCUUCCGCUUCGGCACCAGCAUCGACACCCGACACAUCGCCCAACCUCGACGCCCUCGCUGGGCCAGACUCGAAAUCGGUCGCUGCGCGCAACGUCGACGAGGUCAUCCUCCGCAUCCUCGCUUGGCAGAAGGACAACUUCGUCGACCGUCGCAUCCUCCUUGACCUCGACCACCCCAGCCUCCCGCCUACUGCCCACAAGUGCGUCCUCCUCACCUUGGACCGCAACCUCCGCAUCAAAGCCAAGAGCCGCGCCCUGCCCAGCUUGGACGCCAACGCCGCAGCUAGCCUGCUCGACCGACGCGACCGCGUGCCCUGA
Mycosarcoma maydis (corn smut) is the source of this 4317-nucleotide messenger RNA. RefSeq lists its product as uncharacterized. The record is from RefSeq and is a predicted model, not a curated record. The transcript has a single exon. Gene Ontology annotation, cellular component: telomerase holoenzyme complex. Lineage: Eukaryota; Fungi; Basidiomycota; Ustilaginomycetes; Ustilaginales. The coding region runs from base 1 to 4317 and encodes 1438 amino acids. Gene Ontology annotation, biological process: nuclear-transcribed mRNA catabolic process, nonsense-mediated decay. Gene Ontology annotation, molecular function: telomerase RNA binding; telomeric repeat DNA binding; protein binding.